ACGUUUAAUUAUUGAUUAUAGAAUAUCGGAGCGUGGUACGCGCGUGUAUUAGAGGGAAGUGAAAUAGCAGGGAUUUAUCCAAGUAAAAGAAUCUUUUGAGAUUUGAGAACGAAUCCAAGUGGAGAGCCUGUUCUUGAGAUAUGGAGUGGGAGUGUGCAUAGCAUACACCAAUUUUUCAGGUAACUCUUUCUAUAAAUGCUCUUUACAAAAUUAAGAACACCAGAAAACUGACUUUCAGUGCUGAGAUAUUUAAGAGUACAUCAUGGGGACAUAUUCCAAUAGAAACCAUCUGAUACCAGAGGCUAGCACAGGGGCAUCCCUUCCACAUUUUGCUUGGUUUUAUCCUGGAAGUUUCUAUUCUGCACCAAAAACUAACUCAAUUCAUUCCCAAGGAUCUCAAAUUGACGAACCAAUUCUACCUGUUCCUCCUAUUUGUUCUAUUGCUCCUGCAGCUGAGCCAGCAAAGAAUAACAACUCAGGAGCUAAACCCGCAAAAGCUAGGAAACAGAAGCCUUCUGCAAAGGGUUCUAACCAAAUUCCCUCCAAGACAUUUAAGCUGAAGCAACCCAGAAAGACUUCCAAAAAGAAAGGGCAAAGCAUGCCCGAAGCAAAACGUGAAAAAAGGAAUAUCAAUGUUGAUAUUGGUAGAAUGAACUUUGAUUUAUCUGGAGUGCCUUCUCCAUUUUGCUCCUGCACAGGCAUGCCUAGAGUUUGCUAUAAAUGGGGUGCUGGUGGAUGGCAAUCUUCAUGUUGCACUACUAAUAUAUCUGAGUAUCCUCUCCCUAUGAGUGCUGCAAGGCCUGGGGCCCGCAUGGCUGGGAGGAAAAUGAGUAAUGGAGCAUAUUUGAAACUUCUACUGAAACUGGCAGCUGAAGGGUACGACCUUUCUCAUCCAGUUGACUUGAAGGAGCACUGGGCUAGACAUGGUACUAACAAGUUUGUUACAAUCAAGUAGAGGUGUGGAAAGUUGGUAUUUAGACAUAAAGAUUACCAGUAUGUAUAAUUCCCAUCGUUUCCAGUUAAGAUUUAGUUAAUUGCUAUAUCCUAUGGAUGCUUCAAUGUGGCUUGUAAAUAUAGCUUCCCUAAUGCUUAGUUUCUAGAACCUUAUCUUCAUUUCUCCUUGAGGUAGUGCUUUGCAAGAAGAAACCCGUUAUCGUUAGAUAAUGUGCUUAUUUUAGCAUCUUUCUAGUA
Molecule: messenger RNA, 1191 nt
Organism: Ricinus communis (castor bean)
Lineage: Eukaryota; Viridiplantae; Streptophyta; Magnoliopsida; Malpighiales; Euphorbiaceae
Product: protein BASIC PENTACYSTEINE7
Exons: 2
Coding region: 263-955 (230 amino acids)
Biological process (GO): response to ethylene
Cellular component (GO): nucleus
Molecular function (GO): DNA-binding transcription factor activity; sequence-specific DNA binding
Source: RefSeq, a predicted model, not a curated record